Molecule: messenger RNA, 1152 nt
Organism: Aspergillus puulaauensis
Lineage: Eukaryota; Fungi; Ascomycota; Eurotiomycetes; Eurotiales; Aspergillaceae
Gene: fpaI
Product: putative methionine aminopeptidase, type I
Exons: 4
Coding region: 1-1152 (383 amino acids)
Biological process (GO): proteolysis
Molecular function (GO): metalloaminopeptidase activity
Source: RefSeq, a predicted model, not a curated record
AUGGUCGAAGCCAGGAAAUGCCUGGGUGAAGACUGCCACAAUAAUGCCGGCGAUUUGCAGUGUCCAACCUGCCUCAAGCGCGGCAUAAAAGACAGCUAUUUCUGCUCCCAGGACUGCUUCAAGAGGAAUUGGCCUCAACACAAGACUAUCCACAACGUCGCCAAUGGCACGGUGCAGGAUGGUGUCGGACCAUACAAUCCUUUCCCCUCAUUUUCCUUCCCGGGGACGAUCCGGCCGGUCUAUCCGCUGUCGCCGAUGCGCACUGUCCCCAAGACGAUAAGACACCCGGACUGGGCAGUAACUGGCAUUCCAAAGGGCGAACUGCGCUUGAGCAGGACAAAGAUCGACAUCCUAGACGCCAAGGGCCAGGAGGGAAUGCGCAAGGUGUGCAGGUUCGCGCGAGAAGUACUAGAUAUGACGGCGGCAGAGCUGAGACCGGGGAUCACGACGGAUUAUCUGGACGAGGUCUGCCACAAGGCCUGUGUGGAGAGGGACUCAUAUCCAUCUCCCUUGAACUACAACCAUUUCCCCAAGUCGCUGUGCACUUCCCCGAAUGAGGUGAUCUGCCAUGGAAUACCAGACCAGCGAAUCCUUCUCGAUGGCGAUAUAAUCAACCUCGAUAUCUCAUUGUAUCAUGGCGGCUACCACGCUGAUGUCAACGAAACAUACUACGUCGGCGACCGAGCCAAGGCAGAUCCCGAAACAGUUCGGGUAGUUGAAACAACACGAGAAUGUCUGGACAAGGCGAUUGAACUUGUCAAACCUGGAACACCGAUACGGGAGUUUGGUCGCGUGAUCGAGAAGCAUGCAAAGUCCAGGAACUGCAGUGUUGUCGCGACCUGGGGUGGCCAUGGUAUCAAUACUGAGUUCCACCCUCCGCCCUGGAUUCCCCAUUACGCGAGGAAUAAGGCUGUCGGGGUGUGUAAACCGGGGAUGACCUUUACGCUCGAGCCUAUACUUACGCUGGGGAGGCCGCGGGAGGUCUAUUGGCCGGAUAACUGGACAAAUGUGACGGUUGAUGGGAAACGGGCUGCUCAAUUUGAACACACCCUGCUUGUCACAGAAACUGGCGUCGAGAUUUUGACUGCGGCAAAUGAAAACUCACCAGGCGGCCCUGUACCGAUGCCGACCACGACUGGGACGGAAAACUAA